UGGCGAUUCACCUUCCAAUUUCCAUAUUUAGAAACAGAAUUAUGGUGUAAACUCACAGUACCUUUCAAAGCUCCUAUAAAAUCAACCCCCUCAAUCUUAUUUUCACCCAUGUUUUUUCAUUCUGCCUUCUCCAAUCUCAGUCUCCACAUUCCUAUUAUUUCAUACAUUUGGGGAUACAGUCCACAAGUUCACAUCCUCGUUGGCUAUUUCAGUGUUUUCUCAAACGAAACAAAACAAAGGGCAGGAGAAAUAAAAGUGAAGGGCAAAAACCCAUAUUAAAUCCCGGGAUUGGCGGAUUUUUCUUGUUUUACUAACUUAAAAGGCGUUCCGGGUUUGACUUGAAUCUGGGUUGCAGAGCAAUGGCAAGAACACUGUUUCUGCAGCAGUCUUUUCCUGUUUCUUUCUCUGCAUUUACUCAACGCCGCCCUUCAAUCAAAAUCCUCGAUCCUCGGAAUCGUUUCCUUGCAUCAAGACUUGACCGCUUCUCAUAUCAGAGUAAUGUCAAAGUUCUUUCUGACCCUGCUCCUGGCUCUGCUUCUGUUUCCGCUCUGCCCGGUGAACGUGAAAAGCUGAGCUUAUCAAUAGGUUCAAUUAAUGAGUUGAUUGAAUCUUUGAUAAAUCGAGUGGAUUUAACGGAGUCCGAGGCAGAGGCGUCCCUAGAUUUUUUGUUAGCUGAAGCUAAUGAGGCUCUGAUUAGUGCUUUUCUUGUUUUGUUGAGAGCCAAAGGCGAGACCUUUGAAGAAGUUGUUGGUUUGGCGAGGGCAAUGAUAAAGUAUGCUUGGAAGUUAGAAGGGUUGAAUGAUGUGGUUGACAUUGUUGGAACGGGUGGUGAUGGUGCAAACACUGUGAAUAUAUCAACUGGUGCUUCAAUAUUGGCUGCAGCUUGUGGUGCAAAAGUUGCCAAGCAAGGGAACCGAUCAAGUUCUUCUGCCUGUGGAAGUGCUGAUGUAUUGGAAGCUCUAGGGGUAGUUAUUGAUUUGGACCCAGAGGGAGUAACAAGCUGUGUGAAUAAAGCAGGAAUUGGUUUCAUGAUGUCACCAAAGUACCACCCAGCAAUGAAGAUUGUUAGCCCUGUUAGAAAGAAGCUAAAAAUUAAAACUGUGUUCAAUAUAUUGGGCCCUAUGUUGAACCCGGCAAGAGUGCCUUACGCAGUUGUUGGUGUUUACAACGAAGAUCUAGUCCUCAAAAUGGCUAACGCACUACAACGAUUUGGCAUGAAACGAGCAUUAGUUGUUCACUCAGAGGGUUUAGAUGAAAUGAGUCCCCUUGGGCCCGGGCAAGUUCUUGAUGUCACUCCAGAAAAAAUUGAAAAAUUUUCAUUUGAUCCAUUGGAAUUUGGCAUUUCUCGUUGUACUUUAGAUGACCUGCGAGGUGGCGGCCCGGAAUACAAUGCUGAUGUAUUGAAGCGCAUAUUGGCAGGGGAAAGAGGCCCCAUUGCGGAUGCACUUAUCCUUAAUGCAGCAGGGGCUCUCCUAGUCAGUGGCUGUGUGAAGUCGCUUGCUGAAGGAGUAAGUUUGGCUCGUGAAACACAAUUAUCAGGAAAAGCUCUCAACACCCUUAGUUCAUGGAUAGACAUCUCAAACAACAUGAAAGCAAAAGCUCUAGUACAAGAAAACUCUGGAAGUUUUAGCUAAACAUUCAAUAAAAAGCUCAAGAACCUGGAAAUGCUUUUGAAAAUUUGGGAUUUCUUUCUACUACAUUAGAACGGUGUUUCCAUGUGGAAGGAUUGGAAGCUAGCUCCUCUGAACUUCAAAGGACUUGAUGGGAUCAUCCUGAAACAGUGAAACAUUUGAAUAUAAGAAGAAGAAAAUGCAUGCUUGUAAUCAUAGAUACAUUUAUGCUCUUGAGUCUUUAUCUUGGCCUCAACUAUGUAUUCUGCAAGUAUCUCUUGUUCCCAUUUUGCCCAACACAUGAAUUUCAGUUGCAAGACAUUGUAUGGGAGAAGAAAGCACCUCAAGCCGUUUGGCUUCUGUCCUGUUUCACUGCUUUGACUGUUGUUCAUCUGUAAAAGCUCUUAUGGUAGUUACUCGUAUAAGAAUAUAGUGUUUGGUCAAAAUUUAGAACAAUUUCUUUGGAACCCAUUGAACUGGAACAGUUUUAUAUUGGGCUUAAAUCUUUAAAAAAGUCUUAUACUAUGAUCAUUUAUUCCCAAACAAGCUUUUAGCCUUCACAAAAAUUUAACCGUCAUCAGAUCAAUGUCUGGUUCUUUUCUGCUUAUGAUCUAGC
Messenger RNA from Theobroma umbraticum, 2226 nucleotides. RefSeq names its product tryptophan biosynthesis 1. The record is from RefSeq and is a predicted model, not a curated record. Gene Ontology annotation, molecular function: anthranilate phosphoribosyltransferase activity. NCBI's taxonomy places the organism in Eukaryota, Viridiplantae, Streptophyta, Magnoliopsida, Malvales, Malvaceae. Gene Ontology annotation, cellular component: cytosol. Gene Ontology annotation, biological process: L-tryptophan biosynthetic process.